GACUGAAUCCAGCAGAACUGCGAGAAAAAAAAACCUCGUGUGUGAGAGAGAGAGAGAGAGAGAGAGAGAGAGAGAGACACGUGACUAGAUGUCAAAUAAAGCAGAUGGCUCAAACUCCUGGUCGCCGACUGAGGAGAGGGACGUCUCGCUGAAAAGGAUCAUGCCCCCUGCUCCAGAAAAUGAGUUGGACUACAAACCCCUGGAUGGUGGUUGGGGCUGGAUGGUGGUGGUUGGCGCCCACAUUUCUAUUGGAUUUGCGUACUCCACGCCCAAAGUCCUCUCUGUUUUCUUCAUUGACAUCCAAGAACAGUUAGGGGCCAGCUACAGUGAGGUAGCGUGGAUCUCCUCCAUCAUGCUCGCUGUCAUGUAUGCAGGCGGACCGGUGAGCAGUCUGUUGGUUAAUCGCUUUGGAAGCCGGCCAACAGUCAUACUGGGUGGACUGCUGUGUGGAGUCUCUAUGGUAACCGCUUCUUUUGGGAACUCCAUCGUUUACCUCUACUUUUUCAUUGGUGUCAUUGGAGGCUGUGGACUCUCCUUAAACCUCAAUGCAUCGCUCACCAUCAUCAGCAAGUAUUUCCUGAACAAGCGUCCCAUAGCUAACGGACUAGCCAUGGCUGGGAGCCCAGUGUUUCUGUGCGUGCUGGCCCCCGCCAACCAAUAUUUACUGCACAUGUUCGGCUGGAGAGGAAGUCUCGUCAUCCUCGGGGGUCUGAUGCUCAACUGUUGCGUUGCGGGGGCCUUGAUGAGGCCUGUCGUUCUGCCCCGUAAGCCAGAGAAAGUGGAGGAACGGCCAAAUCUGUGCACGAAGCCCCAACAAAGCUGCAGGAACAACGCCAAGAAGUUCUUGGAUUUGACCUUCUUCAAGGAUAGAGGCUUCGUCAUCUACCUCAUUGGGAACGUUUUUUUCAUCUUCGGUGCCUAUGCGCCCAUUGUGUUCCUGUCAGCCUAUGCUAUUCGCCAAGGCGUAGAGGAGUACUCCGCAGCCUAUCUGCUCUCUAUUAUGGGCUUCGUCGACAUGUUCGUCCGGCCUGGCACCGGCCUUAUAGCCAGCAGCAAGUGGAUCCGGCCAAGGAUCCAGUACUUCUUUGGCUUUGCCAUGGUUUUCAAUGGCAUGUGCCACUUACUGUGCCCACUGGUCAAGUGCUAUGCCUACCUGGUGGCAUAUGCUAUAUUUCUUGGCGUGAGUUUUGGCAUGGUUUUUGCCUUGAUAUUCGAAUGUCUGAUGGACCUGAUGGGAAAUGAACGCUUCCCCAGUGCCGUUGGACUGGUCACCAUCAUCGAGUGCUUCCCCAUACUGCUGGGACCACCUACUGCAGGGUAUCUGGUGGACAUCUAUAAGGACUACAAGUACCUGUUCUUUAUGUGUGGCGGCGUGGUCGUGACUGGAGGGCUCUUUCUCCUCGUCAUGAACAUCUACUACUACCACAUGCUGGAGAAGGAGAAGCCAGCGGCGGUCAGGGAGCAGAACCAAACAAAGACCAUAGAGAACCAGGACCUGGUGAGCGCCUCGGCCUCAAGAAAAUACCAGAGCCCAGAGAGAUCCAUGGCCGGAGAAUGCUAAUUUAAUGGUAAUUAAAUGUAAAAGGAGGUGCCGUUUAAUUAUUGCUCAAAGCUGAAACGGUGGGAAACGACGUGUAGAAAAUAUGACUGCAAUGAGGCAUUUCUGUUUGUUUCAUGUAAUCAUUUGAGGGGCCGUAGUCACAUGCUUGUUUGUGCAACAUUCUCAAGUCACAAGGAAGGCUUCAAUGCACACAGCCUCAGUAUCUGACAGCGAAUGUGUGCAGUUAGUGUCUCUCACAUGAUCAUGAACAAACACUUUUUGUCUUCACAUUCCGAGCCGUUCGUUGCGGGGUAAUCUAAUCUGUCCCGUUUUAAUUGUUAUUGUACAGAUAUUUUUCACUAAUUUUUCACUUUUUUAUUUCAAACAGUCAAUUGGUUUUGCACAUGAAAUGCUGGACUAUAUGCUUUACUGGUGCACAACUUGUAACAAAACCUCAAUUAAAAGCCGAGCCCCCGUUUGCGCUGUGUAGCCGGAUGGAGCGACAGGUUCUCAAUGAGACAGGUGACUUUUUACUUUCUGUAUAUGCUACACAUCAGGAGAGUGGUUAGAUUUACACAAUUAAAUCGUUCAGUAAAUUUGACGGAAACCACGAUCAUCAAAGUAUUAUUCAUUCAGAUUUACCGUCAUGGUAAAUAGGGCUAGACCCAAUGUAAUACAUUUUUUUUUUAAUUUAAAGCUUCUAUUAAGGUGUGUGUGUGUGUGUGCACGUGCUAUAGGUAUUAUAGGUGUUAUAUUCCAAAGUGAUGGCAGCUUUUUGGAUCCUGUUUACCAGAUAACUGAAGCAUUGGUUUGUUUUAAGAGCUGUAUUUCAUUUUAUUACAUGUACCACUGAAACCCUGGAUACCACAAUUGUUAAGCUUAAUAAAUCCUCUUUUACUUA
Cyclopterus lumpus (lumpfish) is the source of this 2441-nucleotide messenger RNA. Its product is annotated as monocarboxylate transporter 2-like. The transcript has 5 exons. Gene Ontology annotation, biological process: transmembrane transport; monocarboxylic acid transport. NCBI's taxonomy places the organism in Eukaryota, Metazoa, Chordata, Actinopteri, Perciformes, Cyclopteridae. The record is from RefSeq and is a predicted model, not a curated record. Gene Ontology annotation, cellular component: membrane. Bases 89 to 1561 code for a protein of 490 amino acids. Gene Ontology annotation, molecular function: monocarboxylic acid transmembrane transporter activity.